AUCAGACCUACCCCCCGGACUUCCUCUGGACCCCUCCUCUUCUGGCCUGUGGUGGCUUUUGGACCUUGACUCUGGCUCACAGCCUGCGUAAGAACCGACGCGGCUUGCUGCAUUGACUGUACCGCGAGGACACACAGAGCCAAAGACAUUCUUCUCUUCCCAUUUAAACCAACUAAAUAAGGAUUCAUCUUCAAGUAGAGGUUUUGAAAAAGAAGAAGGAUAAAUCAUCAAUGCUGCAAUGGGAUGACACCCAGUGGGCUGGACACUGGAUCGCCUCACCAACGAUUACUAAAUUCAAAGCAUAAAUUGAGAAGUACACACCUUAGGGUUGUUCGGUAGACUUAAGUAAUAACAGAUACUCCUUAUUGUAAACAACUAGGGUGUGUUAAUUGCAGAGUAGUUAGCACCUCCCUUCAAGCAGAUAUAUGGCGGUGACUUUUGUCUAGUUGACAGAAUUCUUUUUGCGACAUAAUGCGAGCUGACUGCUUUAUAACUUCUUAAAAUAAGUCCAAGGAACAACAUAUGUGUAUGGCUAUCUAACUUAUUUAGAUCUAGGCCCACAAUACUAUACUAUUAUAAAAAAUGUAAUCAUUAUCUGAACUAUACAGACUCUAAAACACAUACGAAAAACAAGGACAGCAGUAUUAUUAAAAGUGAGUGUCAAAAAAGAAUAAAUAAUUUCUGGUUUUCAUCAAUAAUACACUUUAUUCAUAAAUAUUCUCUAUUUAGAAGCCUUCAGUCACCAUAUUUCCACUUUUUAUUUGGAUGAUUAAUGUAUUUAAGGAGUACCAAUUUACAAUAGAAAUAAUUAUUUGACUAGUCAGCCACAAAAACAUUAUUAGUUGCGUGCCUAUUUAGAUACCCUGUACUUUUUCAGCCCAAGAUGAGUGGUUCUCAACAGUUGGGGUGUGUCCCUGGCAGGCCCAAAACUGGGUCCAGCAUGAGACUGGCUUUGCACAACUCUGGAGACCACAACGGCAAUGCAUUUCCUAUCUCCUCUUCCUCCUCCUCUUCCUCCUCUGCUUCAUCGUGUUUGGGCGAAUCCUCCCCAGAAUCUCUACGAAGUUUAAGCAGUUUAAACAGCCCCGGGCGGAUAAACAGUCCCUUAGAUUAUGACAUGUUUGAAGUAACUUUAUUGACAACAGUGAUUGAUGACAAAGCUGGUGACAUCGUAGUGACAAAAUGGCCACCAGAAGAAGAGGAAGAGGAAAGUGAUAAAACAGAUUUGGUUUAUGUGGAAAGGGUUCAAACUAUCACCGACCAAUCAGAAUCAAAUGAUAAUUCCGUUUCAGUCUACCUAGAUGCAAACAGCAGCCAAUGUACUCCUGAAAUUUGGAAUGAAAAUAUUACUCUUGCAUUAUCAACAAACAGUGCAACUUCAGAGAGAAAUAGUGAUAAAAGUAGCGAUAAUAUUAGUCGUAAAAGAUCAUUAACACCUGAUUCAACCACAGAAAUACCUGAUGACGAAGAUGACGAUGAAGAAGCCAUGUUUUUGUCAAUUGGUUCAGAUAUGGAAUUGCAAAGAACUAGCUUGACAGCGAUAGUAGCAGCACGGUGGGCUAGCAAAGAAGCUAAGCUAGCUAACAAAGAUGAGCGUGAUAUUGAGGUGAUGAACUUCCAAAAUACUACGGAGACAGUUUCACCGAGGGAGAGAGAAAACAAAAGUAGUGAAGAUUGUACAGCAAGUACCAAAGAUGUGGGAAAACAGAUUAGUGAUGACAAAAUUAAGAUACAAAUGUCGCCCCCUGUCUGUGACAAUGAAGAAAAGUCAAUAGAAGUCCCCAAAAAUGACUUGCAGAAAGCUGGGAAACCAAGAGUGAAUGCGAUUGCAAGACCUAUAGCUUCCAAACCAGAUCAGAAGUCAAGGAAAAAUAGACCUGAAGAAUGUCAAGUCCAAAGUGGGAUCAUGGGCGACCUCCUCUCCAACAAAAACAGCCAAUCAGAACAAAUCUUCUCCAGUCCACAUGAAGCGACCCGCUGCUACCAUAAACCCUGUUGCUAAACUCCAGAGACCUCCCCUCAGUCCGAUGAAAGUGGCCAUUUUAAGACCACUAAAGGGAAAGUCCAGACCGGGCCCAAACCAGAACCCAAGCCCGAACCAGAGAAACCGGUCUACGUCUGUGAGCUCUUUGGGGUCAGAAGAGGCCACUAAUGUGGGAGCCUCUAGGAAAAUACAAGAGAAGGAAGUAACAUGUGAAUCUGUAGAGAGUAAGCAUCCAAACAGAUCUGUGACUGAAGAAACUAAGGGUGAAGAUGCUGCAGCCAAGGAAAAGAAAGUAUCCACCAAAUUGGGAACUACAACUACUUCUACAACUUCUACUAGACCACAAGCAAAAGGAACUAAACUGGGAGUGUGUCAACCUCCAGGACAACAAGGGAGCUCUGGACCGCGUCAAGCCCAGAAUGAUGGCUCAUCGCUGGGGCAAGCUGGACAGAGUCCCCCUAAUGCUGCUUCUGGAUCUCCGACAAAGCAGAGACCAAACCUGGGUAUACCCAAACCUCGCUUUGGUGCAGACCGCUCCUUGGCCACCACUUCCUCGUUCACUUCCAAAUCGUCGACCAAUCAGCAACCUUCGUCUGCACGCCCCGCCACUGUAACUGCGGCAUCCAAACUUCCUGUGAAAGGAUUAUCCACAAGUCUCAGCUCCUCAUCUCUGGGAAGCAACGCUAAUGAAAACAAUGGAGGAAAAUUACCUCCAGCAGCAGGAGCCUCUGAGUCAGAUGAGCGUCCCAACAGAAGUGCGCUUCCUGUGGGCAGCCAGAGCACUGCAAGGCCCCCCGGCUCCAGUGAUGUCAGUAAAGCUUCACCAAUGAGGAACAGAGCUUUGUCUUUGCAGGCCAGACCCCCAAAUACAGGUCUCAAAGCUCCCUCUGUCAGUAACGCCAACUCAACAAAGUCUGGACCUUUGAAUAUAGCAGGCACUAGGACCCCUCCAUCUGCUGCUCAGAGUCCGACCAAGCAGGCCUCCCAGCAUCCUCUGCAACGGAGUGGCUCUGCAAGGCUCAGCCGCGUCAACAGCACAGUGGACAAAAACAAGAGAGAAGUCCAGACCAGAGCCUCGAAUGUGAGCGGAGACAGAGCAGUGCCCAGCCAGAACCAGAGCUCCAGUGAGGGGGGCCCAGAUGCAGUGAACACCCCCUCGGCUUCUCGUGUCCCUUCGGCCGAUACGAUCACCUCCAGCUCUGCCCAGUCUCCAUCUCUCUCCAAACCCAAGACCCCCACUCGCUCCAGCCCCAAAACAACCUCCCGUCUUCAGCCAAGUGCGCCCAGGACCACCCCCUCCUCUGCUCCUGCACCUGCAACGGUGGAGGAUGUGAAACAAUCGAAGGAACAGGCAGAGAAGAAGAGCCAGGCGAUUGUACAGCUCAGGAGGCUUCUGCUGCAGGGGAACAAGAGGGUGGAGGCACUGGCUCUGGUCAUACAGCACCUGUUCAAUGAGCGCGAAGAGACAUUGAAACAGAAGAAGGAGCUCACACAAGAACUGUCCACUCUCCGAGAUGAACUGGUGUCGACAUCUCAGUGCUGUGAUCAGCUGCAGAGGGAGAAGGAGGAGGUGAGACUCGGGCUGGAGGCGGCUCUGGGCAAACUACAGCAGCAGCACAAGGAGGAGCUGGAGCAACUGGAGAACAGGCUGCGCAGCUUCUAUCAGAAUGAAUGGGACAAGGCUCAGCAGAUGUACCAGGAGGAGGCCGACAAGUACAGAGAGCUGAUGGAGAAACAGGUGAAGGAUCUGAGGAAUCGACAGGAAGCUGAGCAAAAGAAACAGGAAGAGAUGCACAACCAAAACAUGGAGUCUCUCAAACAGCAGCAUGAGACCGCUCUACAAGAGCUGAAGGCUGCACAACAGGCAGAAGUGGAAAACCUAGAGAAGACUCUGAAAGAGACUGAAGCUUCUCUCUCUGAGAAAGUGUUACAGUUGACAGCACAGAAGGACGCUUUGACUGAGAAACUGAACGCUGAAGAGGAGAGGAGGAAGAGGAUUCUCAACGACAAGAGCCUGAAGGACUCCCACACGCUGUACUUAGAGCAGGAACUGGAGAGUCUCAAAGUGGUUUUGGAAAUCAAGAACAACCAGCUGCAUCAGAAAGACAAGAAACUCAUGGACAUGGACAAACUGGUGGAGUCCAACAUUAAACUGGAGGAGUGUCUGAAAAAAGUGCAGCAGGAGAAUGAGGAUUACAAAGCAAGAAUGGACCGCCACGCUGCUCUCUCCAAGCAGCUGUCAAGCGAGCAGGCCAUUCUGCAACAGACGUUACAGAAGGAGUCAAAGGUCAACAAGCGCCUGUCUAUGGAGAACGAGGAGUUGCUAUGGAAACUACACAACGGGGACCUGCUCGCCAGUCCACGCCGCCUCUCGCCCACCUCACCGUUUGGCUCUCCAAGAAACUCUGCCGCAUUCACCACAACAGCCCCAUUGUCCCCGAGAUAGCCCCCAAACAGCACCCCCUACAGACACUCAAAGGGACAGUACAGGCUUUUGUACAAUGGAGGAGGUCCCGGAUGAUGUGCUUAUUUCUGAGGGAUAUAAUAAUAAAAGGCAGCAUCUUAUAUAAUCAUUAGACAGUCUAAAAUUCAAUUUGCAAAGUGCUGUGUUGUGUUGGAACUAUAUUAACCAUGAUUCGUUGCUCAGUUUUUCUUCUGAAUUGAAUUUAUCAAAUUGAAUCUGUCAGUAAUUCAAAAAGGCAGAGAUUAAGGGAUUUAGAGAUUAGAUUACUAUUAUAGCUUCAGCCUUCCCACAUCAUUAUAAUAACUAUGAAACUUUAUUUGUUUACUUUAUUUUAUUUAUGAUAUUGUUACAUCCCUUCUUUGUAAGCACUGAAUCCCUGCAUACCACAUUGACAAAAUACUGAGCUUACCCCUUUAAAAUCCCAGUGAAAAAGCUAUCUCCUGCAUUGUGGAUUUGAACGGCUCAAACAAACGUGUACAUUUGGAGUCAUUCGCUUUUAAAGACUUUUAUUUUGAAAGAGACACUGAACUGGCACCAAUGCACUUAAACAGGGGACUGGCCAUGCAUUUUGAACAGUGUCUAUCAAAAUAAAGCCUGAUUUUUCUUCUUUUUACGAAGGAAACUUUAAAAUUCAGACUUCACUCAGGGUUUGUACAUAGCUUCUUGUAGAAACUGUAAUUUUUUUUGUUCUAAUGAAUUUUGUCAUGCUGAGAGAGGACACCAUGAACUUUUAAAGAACUCAAAAAUGUUUGAGUUAAAAAUGGUUACAAGGCGGGUACUACACUGCAAAAUAAAUGAAUAUACAUAUAUUUAAAUGACUUGAAUUCAAAAUAAUUCAAAAUAUUGGUAAGUGCUAUUGAUUAUUUCUUUCAGUAACAGUGAAUCUCCCUAGAGUAAACAAGUAUAGACCAGUCAAAACUACUUAAAUCAAGAUAAUUAUUCUGAAUUCAAGUCUUUUUUUUUUUACUUAUGUAGACUGUCAUUUUGCAGUGUUCUGGAUGGAUUUGCAUGGAACAUUUUUUAACUGCAUUUUUUCCAAAGAGCGUCGCCCAAUCACCGAUCUGCUUUGGACAUCUGCAAGAAAGGAAGGAACUUUUUGGAUUUCAAUAGUUUUAAUCAUAAGUUUUCACUCCGCAAUGUAAAGCAAAGAGACAAACAUUAUGACACAUGUUAAAGCCAGAGUAGUGCAUAAUAGGACCUAUAUCCUAAUGUACAGUGUUGAAUGUACUUAACCUUUGGAUGUUUAACCUGAACAGGCCUUUUAGUGUCAUAUUACAUCAUCAAAACAAUGCAGCCACAUGUCCACUCCACUUUUACCCUUAAAACCUGUACCACAACUGACCCAAAGACUUGAAAUAAACAAAAAUGGACCUGCUGUCUUUCUGUGUACUGCAAUAAGGGAAUUUCUGCAUUUUGGCUGCAUUCACACUACUUGUGGUUUGGUGCUGAUGUAGACUAGGUUGGACCUGGUAUAGCCCUGGUUUAGUCUUAGUUCAGUCCAGAUUUAGUUCCAAUUUUGAUAUAGUGGUUGAACGCAGUCUAAGUAAAAAUCAUCUGACAUUAUUUAACUGGCCUUAGCACAUGUUUGUAUUUUAGCGACUUUAUCUGGCAUUGGAAUGAGAACAUUUGAAAAUGAAAUAAAAAUUUUCAAAUUCAAGUCAGAAGUCCUAUACUACAAUCCCAUUUUUAUUGAUGCUCAAAUAAAUCAAUAAAAUAAGUAAAAUAAUAUUGUGAACUAAAGCAGAUCUUCCCUUUUGCAGUGUUGUUAUAAACAUUAUGAAGCCCAUCCCAUGCCUGAACACUCCGCUCUCUCUUGUACCAAAUGUGUCUGUGUAAAUCUUAAAUGUACCCAAAUGCCUCAUUGUAAAAUAUUUUAUUUUGAACAAGAAUAAACACUA
This is a messenger RNA of Boleophthalmus pectinirostris (great blue-spotted mudskipper), 6346 nucleotides long. RefSeq names its product microtubule-associated tumor suppressor 1 homolog. The record is from RefSeq and is a predicted model, not a curated record. Gene Ontology annotation, molecular function: microtubule binding. Lineage: Eukaryota; Metazoa; Chordata; Actinopteri; Gobiiformes; Gobiidae. Gene Ontology annotation, cellular component: nucleus; cytoplasm. Bases 1965 to 4430 code for a protein of 821 amino acids. The transcript is spliced from 19 exons.